Molecule: messenger RNA, 369 nt
Organism: Trichoderma harzianum CBS 226.95
Lineage: Eukaryota; Fungi; Ascomycota; Sordariomycetes; Hypocreales; Hypocreaceae
Exons: 1
Coding region: 1-369 (122 amino acids)
Source: RefSeq, a predicted model, not a curated record
AUGGCUUCUGCGCCAUGUCUCUCCCGGGCUACGGCGAAUUCACAUCGUCCCUUGUGCGCAUGUCAAACUCGACUCGAGCUGCGCUACGGCGAGCACGAAGGACUAGACGUGUGGCAUAUCAAAGGGAGCCAUUGGGACCUUUCCGCCACGGCCUACAAGGUAGCACCUAUUACGGGUCGUGGACUGCGCACACGACAAAAGAGACCGACGGCAGGGUUUAGUGAUACCGCGAGCGGGUCAUGGUGUGUGGGAAGCUUGUGGGGAGCAUCCCAAAGACCACGAGGCGGACGACGGAAUGGAGCAGCUGGGCCAGGCGAGUCUGCCCCCGGCCAAAGCCACUCGAGGUCCAAGGUUCGCCCACGAUGGUAA